CGCCAGAGCCAGAGCCAGAGCGCCAGAGCCAGAGCGCCAGAGCCAAAACAGAGCCAGAGCGCCAGAGCCAGAGCCAUAGUGCCAGAGCUAAAGUGCCAGAGCGGCAGAGCCAGAGCAGCAGAGCCAGAGCCAGAGCUGCUGAGUCAGAACAGCAGAGCCAGAGCACUGGAGCCAGAGCAGAGCCAGGGCUCAAACAGAGCCAGAGCGCCAGAUUCAUAACGCCAGCCCCGCCAGCCCCUGCGCCAUAGCGCCAGAGCUGGAGAGUCAGAGCGGCAGAGCCAGAGCGGCAGAGCCAGAGUGGCAGCAGAGAGCCUAAGCUGGAGCUCCCGAACCAGAGCGCCAGAUGCAAAGCGCCAGAGGAAGAGCGCCAGAGCCAGAGCGCCAGAGCCAGAAUGCCAGAGCUCAAACAGAGCCAGAGCGCCAGAGCCAUAGCGCCAGCGCUAGAGCCAGAUUGCCAGAGCCAGAACCCCAGAUCCAGAGCCAGAGCUAGAGUACCAGAGCCUGAGCGCAAACAGAGCCAGAGCGCUGGAGCCAGAGCACAGGAGCCAGAGCAUGGAGGGCAGAGCGCUGGAGCCAGAGCACUGGAGCCAGAGCGCCAGAGCCAGGGCGCCAGAGCCAGAGCACCAGAGCCAGAGAGCCAGAGCCAGAGCCAGAGCACCAGAGCGAAAACAGAGCCAGAGCCAAAACAGAGCCAGAGCCAUAGUGCCAGACCUAAACCAGAGCCAGAGCGCCAGAGCCAGAGCGCCAGAGCCAGAGAGCCAGAGCCAGAGCGCCAGAGCCAGAGCCAGAGCGAAAACAGAGCCAGAGCGCCAGAGCGAAAACAGAGCCAGAGCGCCAGAGCCAGAGCCAUAGUGCCAGAGCUAAAGUGCCAGAGCAGUAAGAUUUCAACCAUGACAAUCUCUUAA
This is a messenger RNA of Sycon ciliatum, 905 nucleotides long. RefSeq lists its product as uncharacterized. NCBI's taxonomy places the organism in Eukaryota, Metazoa, Porifera, Calcarea, Leucosolenida, Sycettidae. The record is from RefSeq and is a predicted model, not a curated record. The transcript has 3 exons. The coding region runs from base 393 to 905 and encodes 170 amino acids.